CCGACUUUGAGCAGUGUCCCGGCGAUUCGAUCAACCAGCAGCAUCACAACCAACAGCAGCAUGCGAGCAGUGAAAGUGGCGCAACGCCCAGCAGACCGUUCAAAUCGAAGAUUGCCAUGAGUACAAAGAGCGCCUCACACGCCGCCACGGAUCAUCAUCAUCAUCGGAGUGCCAUGCAGGAAUGGAAUGAUCGCAAAAACUACAAAAGCGACGAUUCCUACUCGGAAAUGUCAGAUACGGAUAACUUCCUUGCAAAAGGCGCUUUUCUCAUUACGCCAUCGCAUGAGCUGACAAUCGAUCGCGCCGCCGUUAUUUGUGAAAAAAUGAGCUUUAAAGGAUAUUUCAGUUUAACCAAAACAGCUACGGGAAUUUUAUUCAAAUUUUCGCAUCCAGAGGAUUUCCAAGCGGUUUUCCGAAAGGGUUUUCAUCGAGUAACGGGAGCACGUUUCUACAAAAAAGUCGCGAUUCCAUGCCGACCUCAGAAGACAUUCACGUUGUUUGUGUACGAUGUUCCAGAGGACGUGCCCGAAGAAGAUAUUCGUCAUUCGUUGUAUCGAUUUAAUUCGAUUGUCGAAGUUGUGCGUCUCGAAGUUGAAUAUAAGAAAAAUGCGGAACCUACUUCGCUUCCAGCUAGCGGAACCUCAACCCCAAAACCCGGUCAAAAAAUGGAAACGGAGUCAGUGAAUCUCACAAAGGAAACAAGUCUCCCGCCAAUUCGCAUCACGUUGGCAUCAUUGGAGGAAUACAACAGUUUAUUGACGAACGGUCUCGAUUUCUACGGCGCAACUUUCUUCCCGACAGAUGCGGAAUUGCCAUCGGAUUCGAUUGCACGUGUAGCAAUUCGACGAGGAAGAUUAACAUACAAGAGUAUUGCUGGACAAGUCAGAGAGUUACUGCCCGUGUUCGAUGCUUCAGGAUUUACUAAAAUUCCGCCGCCAGCCAGCAAAACAAUGAGACCCGGAUAUCACGGAGGAAAAUGAUUCGAAAAAUUGGAUGA
Messenger RNA from Culicoides brevitarsis, 997 nucleotides. RefSeq lists its product as uncharacterized. Lineage: Eukaryota; Metazoa; Arthropoda; Insecta; Diptera; Ceratopogonidae. The transcript is spliced from 5 exons. The record is from RefSeq and is a predicted model, not a curated record. The coding region runs from base 117 to 980 and encodes 287 amino acids.